UCUGCAUGUAAACGUGCGACUGCAAUUUCUUUGAAACUGCGCAAUUAAAUUAUAAUCCGCCAAAGGAGUUAAACAGGCCAAUACAAGAUCACAGUUUGCCUUGGAAAGGUUUGUAGAAUUUUACACGGUUUCCUUUCACAUAUAAUCAGGUGAAUCAGAUUGCACGUUAUACACUUAAUUUGGUAACACUUAUCUUUUUCAUUCCUAAAACAUACCAGGUAAUCUAAAGCGUCACGCAUCGGGCUCCCUCCAAUACUGCAAGAAAUACGUUUAAAACAAUGAUUAUUACACAAUGAUUUUUUGCAUUCUGCCCCACCUACUGCCCUUUGUCUGCUCGCCACGUUAUCUCACAUUCACUUAUAAAUCAAUACUUUUGUUUCUUAUUGAAUUUCUGAUUUGUAUUCGUUGUUUGGUUUCGUCACAGUAAGCCGUAAUUUAAAGCAACUUUAAAUGUAUAAAAACGGACAUUCGGUACUGACCUAUCGGGCAAGAUUCCUUCUAAGCUGUGUCAAACACAAUUAAGGUAAAUAACACUGAAAGUGCUACAUUAUGAGUAUAUUAAAAACAGCGCAGAAGGCACACAUCCAAUCUAUACUCCCUAAAAUCCACGCAAAACACUACAAUCGUUUCCAGAUCUGCGCUCGAUUGCUCUCGUCUGCUUGAAAUGCACGAAUUCGAUCAUCAACUCUGUAGCCUCUUUUGGGCGUAAAGAAGAAACAUGGCAACAUUAAGGGAGGAUAGCAUUAACUUUAUCCUGCGCUCUGCGACCUGAGGAAAUAAUAUUAAUAAUAAUAUCGAUAAUAAUACAUAAUGCCUGUCGCUGACGCGUGAUUUAAAUCGGCUGAUUGGUUUCAUGUGUCCGAUUGCAGUCUGUUGUGCCUAAGCUAGCCCGUCAGCUGGCAGCUUGUUUGGGUUUUUUUAUGUUGUUGUUUUAAUAAACUUUCGCCGUGCCGGUUUCACAAAUGAACGUGCACGCCUUUGCUAUAGGUAACGUCUUCAGCUCGCAGGGAAUUCGGAUGUAAACAAGUGACUGUUCGCCGCCUGGACCGUUACACUACAAUGCCAUGUAGGGGGGUCUUCUAGAAACAGCAUUAAAAGUCACAUAAUAUGGUAAAAUGUUUGCCGUAUCAUCAUCAUUUGACGGCUGUGUAACUGAUUCUUUCACCGCUCGGACAUGAUAGUGUUGCUGUGCUGCGGAUUCACAAUAGUGCACACCCAUGCAAGACGCCUUAACUAAACCCCACGGAGACGUUCUAAAGUGAAACUCCUCCGUCUUCACUGUUAACUGAAUAGGGCCAAAAUAAAAUGGGUAUGAUUUACUUUGUGUUUUGCGCUUUUCGGAAAUGUCUGGACGUCCUGUGCCUUCUGUUGGAUGUGAAUCUGUGGAUUAUCACCUCUCUGUUCCGGCUAUUUGCUGGCCUCCUCUGCCUCCUGCACGGUCUGCCCGCCUUGCUGAGCAGCUCAGCAGCUGGGUGCUGGAACCUGAUGCUCUUCUGUGCGCUCACUGCGUCUGAGGGGAUGACCAGCGUGGCCCAGGGCUCCCUGCAGCUGCUGUCCGGAUUGCUGCAGAUGCUGGGCGGUGUGUCGGAGAGCUGCAAGAUGUUGGGCCAUCUGCUGUCACAUGUUCUGCUGCGGGCCCGGGAGCUACUGCAUCGCGGGCUGCUGUCGGGGCACUCCGUACUACGGCAGGCGUGGGAAGCCUGCAGCAUCCUGCUCAGCCUCCUGCUCUACCUGGUCAACACCGUGGUCAACCUGCUGCUCAUCGGCACACAGAACUGCCUGGCGGCCGUAGCCAGUGCCUGGGACGCAGUGUCGGGGCCCCUGCAGGAGGCACUGGAACUCAGCAUCACCCUGCUCACGUUCCUGCACAGCAGUCUGGUGGGCACCUCUGUCCUGCUCUGGACCCCUUGCCAGCUGGCCCUGGAGUUCCUGAGCUCCCUCGGCCACAUCCUGGCCACUGUCUUCCUGCUCAACGCCUACGGCCUGCUGCUCACCACUGCCGUCGUCACAGUGACCACCAUCUACUUGUGCCCCGGGCCAGUCCGCCUUGGAGCCAACAACGUGCCCCCCAUGCGCCGCCUGCAGAGGGCGCUCUACCGACUCUACUUGUUGGCGCUGGAACGGGCACAGGCCACCCUAGAGGUGACCGUUUGGCAACGGACGCCCUGGCAGGACAGUCCGCUGGGGGCGAGGAUGCCACAGACUUCCGGGGGUGACCGAGGGGGGAGCAACAGAGACCCACCGAACCCAGAGUCGGCCGACAGCCUGGCUGGCAACACCCAGUUCCCCAUGGACCAAUCAGGACAGGAAGGCGGAGACGGCGCGGUGCCACAGGUCCUGCCACCAGGCCAUAGUUCUUCGGACUCCCCCUUGGGCCCCCCCGGUAAGGACAGGCACUCGGAGGCUCAGAACACGCCUCUACAUACCGAUUCGGCCGCCAGCCUGCUCACACUGCUGAAGGAGCACGAGGAGCGCAAGAAAUGCGUGAUCUGCCAGGACUGCGUCAAGACUGUGCUGCUGCUGCCAUGCCGCCACCUGUGCCUGUGCCGUGGCUGUGCUGACAUCCUGCUACAGCAGGCCGCCCACCAGCACAGCUGCCCCCUCUGCCGGCAUGCCAUCCUGCAUACCAUGGAUGUCUACCUCUGAGGGGAGCGCUGGCAAGUGCAAGUGUGAAUCGAAUUCCUGUCUGAAGAUGCUUGCAGGGCUAAACUGCUAUGCUAAGUAGUUCCUGCGCUAACCUGUGAUUUGACAGGAGUAC
This is a messenger RNA of Brienomyrus brachyistius, 2758 nucleotides long. RefSeq names its product ring finger protein 26 (gene rnf26). Gene Ontology annotation, biological process: protein ubiquitination; ubiquitin-dependent protein catabolic process. The record is from RefSeq and is a predicted model, not a curated record. Gene Ontology annotation, molecular function: ubiquitin protein ligase activity. Lineage: Eukaryota; Metazoa; Chordata; Actinopteri; Osteoglossiformes; Mormyridae. Bases 1306 to 2646 code for a protein of 446 amino acids. The transcript has a single exon.